This is a messenger RNA of Achroia grisella, 8340 nucleotides long. RefSeq names its product titin (gene larp). The record is from RefSeq and is a predicted model, not a curated record. Gene Ontology annotation, molecular function: RNA cap binding. Gene Ontology annotation, cellular component: cytosol; cytoplasmic stress granule. Gene Ontology annotation, biological process: mRNA stabilization; positive regulation of translation. Bases 462 to 6656 code for a protein of 2064 amino acids. Lineage: Eukaryota; Metazoa; Arthropoda; Insecta; Lepidoptera; Pyralidae. The transcript is spliced from 32 exons.
CCGUGUGUGUUGCGGAAAAAUCCCUUUUUGGGCGUCCGACCACAUGUGAGAAUAGUGAACAAAAUAUAGUUCUUUAGUGAUUUUCUAUUCCGGAAGUCCGAUUUCAAAGUGUAUUGUAUACUAGAUCGAUAGAUACAGUGCAUAGGGAGCAUCCAGUGUGCAAAAAGAGUUGGAAUUGUCCGACGGAAGUGAUUUUUUUUGAUGUAAAUACGGUUUUGCCAGGGUCAGUCCGGUGUGCUCCGAGUGGUGUUCCUAUAUUUUCUUUCGUUCCACGUUAAAUAGCGACAGUUCUUCGUGACAGUCGAUCUACAUUCGCUCGGCUUUGGCUUGGUGCGCGUCCGUGUGUCAAUCUCCAUUACUUGGGUUAGGUCGGCACGAUGCCGUGCUGAGGAGCAUGGUCGCGCGCUCGUGACCGUCGGCGCGGAGCGCGCGCCCCGCUUACAUAACGAGGUGGUGACGGCAUGGCCGCUCGCGUAUCGUCCGAGGGGGCCGGUCCCUCUUACGCGUCGGUGCUAAAUUUUAGAGGUGGUGAUAGCAAUAAAGAAAACAUUGAGUCGUCAGAGGAGGUGGCGGACGCGCCACCGAGGCAUGAUGACGAGGAGGAGGAGGGCUUCGUGCCGGUCAUAUCGCACGGGCGCCGUCCUGGGAAAGGGAGGAGAGACCGGGAGAGGCGAGCUCCCCCACGGCCCCACAAGACGCCGCAGCCUCAAUCCGAGCCUCAGCCCAGUGCCGAACAGCAGCAACAAUCUGAAGAUGCCCAGCCAAAGAAGUUUGUGGAGGCACCAAUACCGAAAGUCAAUCCUUGGCAGUUGCGUGGUGGCGCCACGGGUGCUCCGCCCCCGCCUCCCCCAGCAGUCUUAGAGGAGAAGAGGUCUCCAUUACAGCCGCAGCAGCAGGGCAGGGCGCAGCCACCACCAGAGCCCAUAGUCGCGCCUCCAGCACCGAAGCCCGCAAUUGUGAAGCCGACCAAGAAUGCCAAGAUUCACCAGAAGUCAUCCGAUUUCACGGAUAUAGGCGACUGGCCUACACUUGGAGCGGCUGUGGCCGGAGCUCGGUGUCACUCCACUCCACCACCACAAGAUGGAGACUCAUCCCAUCACAAUGGCGUCGUGGACCAAGAACGUAAACCCCUGGAGGAACAUCAUCAUCAGACGAAGGUGGAGAAAUUGGAGCCCACGCACAACCAUCACGCCCACAACGAUAAACACGAAAAGAACAUAGAUAAAGCGAAAGCCUCAGGUGUUGGAAAAGGCGGAAGCAAAUCCGGGAAACACAAAUGGGUCCCGUUGGACAUAGACGUGAAGGCGGCGAGGCCGGGCAAACAUGGACCCCAGCACAAUGCGAGGCCCGACCAUGACACAGUGUCGCUGAACGGCGAGGAGGUCCGGAGCCGCGGGGCCCCGGGCCGGGGCCGCGGCGCUCGGGGCCCGGGCGCGGGCCCGCCGCGGGCCGGGGCCCGGCGCCCCAGGCCCGCGUCGGCCCUGCCCGCGCCGCACCACGCGCACCUGCCCUUCCACCCGCACGACUUCCCGCACCACCCGGACCUCGCGCAGCUGCGGGUGGCUCAAGCUGGCGUGGCACAGGGGCUGGUGCUGCAGUACUCGGCGCUGGCUCCGCUGGGAGCCCCGAUGGGCGCUCCGCUGGCGCAGGCCUUCUACUACGGCGCGGCCGCCGCCACCGCAGCCCCCUAUGGCAUGGGUCUCGACCAGGCUACGCUCAAGGACUUCAUCAAGAAGCAGAUCGAAUACUACUUCAGUCCGGACAAUUUGGCCCGCGACUUCUUCCUCCGUCGCAAGAUGGCGGCGGACGGUACAAUACCAGUUACGCUAAUAGCUUCGUUCCACCGCGUCCGCGCUCUUACAGCUGACGUCCAGCUCGUGUUAGAUGCUAUUAAGGACUCGGAUAAGCUGCAGCUUGUUGCCGGGUUCAAGGUGCGAACGGCGUUCGAGCCGACAAAAUGGCCGAUCUUGGAUAUCGCGUCAGGCACGAAUUCGGACGACGGUGAGAAGUCGAAGUUACCCGAAGAGAAGCCGACAGUUGCCGAAGAUAAUACGAAGGUAUCCGAAACUGAAGCCUCCAACGGCUCCGAUGACCAAUCAACCAUUCCCACAAACGAACCAACCGUAGCCCAAACAGAACCGACCGUGUCCCAAGUAGAAACAACGGUAGCAGAAGAGAAACAAGCCACGCCGAAAGAAACCGUACAGGAAGUAAAGCCGACAGAGCCAGAAACGCCUGAGGUGGUUGCAAAUGAGGUAGCAGAAGAAGCACCGAGCAUAGAGGGUGCGAGCGAGACAGUCGUAGAAGAUAGUGAAGUCACAGCUAGCGCUGAGGGGGAAGAUGAGGAAACAGAGAGAAAGGGCGAUUCUAACGAUGACCCACCACUGCAGUCGGAACACACCGAUGAUAAACCUGGAGAGAAGAGACGCAAGAAACAAAUGGUGGGGAUAUUCCCCCUGGCCACAAUGGGGGGUCCGUUAGUUGCGCCGGUGUCGAGUCUGUUGCGCGCUGUACCGCCUCCACCGUUGCCCAGAAUGUUCCGGACAAACCGCGGAACAACCCCACUAUUGGGCAGCACGCCCCCACUGCUGGGCGGAUCGAGCGGUGGUGUUCCGCAUCACGAUUUUCUCAACCCUGAUGUACCAGAGUUCGUGCCACAGGCCAGGAGACAAGAAGAGUUAAGUGCCGAUAAAUCCGAGGCGGAGGACCGGCAAGGUUCAACUACGAUCAGCCCCAGUUCUGAAAGAAGCGGCACCGAUGUCUGGACUGAGGUGAAACGUCGCACAAAAGCGGGGUCCCGCGAGCGAGCGCCUCCUCCGUCAGCGGAGCCCGAGUACGAGGAGCAGCGCGAGGAGCUGCACUUUCAGCUCGACGAGGAGCUGGACCUACCGCCGCCGAGGCACAACACCUUCACUGAUACCUGGUCGGAUUCGGAGUCGGAGUUGGAGUUCACGGACCGGGACAUCGGGCGGCUGCUGAUCGUGACGCAGACUCCCGCGCGCGUCGCCAAGCACGACCACGACCGGCAGGGGGACUGGACCACGCGCACCAAGAUCUCCCAGGACCUCGAGCAGGUCAUAACUGAUGGUCUAAGAUAUUAUGAAGAGGAUUUGUGGAAUGAUUCCGAAUAUACAUCGUGGGGCGGCAGCCAGUCGUCGUACCGCACGGUGUGCGUCAUCAGCCGCGAGCAGUUCGAGGCGGCGGUGCCGCCGGACAGGCAUCCCAACCCCGCCGAGCCCCCGCCGCCGCCCCCGCGCGCCGCCCGCGACCACCAGCGCAGGGUGAGUCCGCCACACACCCGCCCUACACACGCACCACACCCCAACCCCGCCGAGCCCCCGCCGCCGCCCCCGCGCGCCGCCCGCGACCACCAGCGCAGGGUGAGUCCGCCACACACCCGCCCUACACACGCACCACACCCCAACCCCGCCGAGCCCCCGCCGCCGCCCCCGCGCGCCGCCCGCGACCACCAGCGCAGGGUGAGUCCGCCACACACCCGCCCUACACACGCACCACACCCCAACCCCGCCGAGCCCCCGCCGCCGCCCCCGCGCGCCGCCCGCGACCACCAGCGCAGGGUGAGUCCGCCACACACCCGCCCUACACACGCACCACACCCCAACCCCGCCGAGCCCCCGCCGCCGCCCCCGCGCGCCGCCCGCGACCACCAGCGCAGGGUGAGUCCGCCACACACCCGCCCUACACACGCACCACACCCCAACCCCGCCGAGCCCCCGCCGCCGCCCCCGCGCGCCGCCCGCGACCACCAGCGCAGGGUGAGUCCGCCACACACCCGCCCUACACACGCACCACACCCCAACCCCGCCGAGCCCCCGCCGCCGCCCCCGCGCGCCGCCCGCGACCACCAGCGCAGGGUGAGUCCGCCACACACCCGCCCUACACACGCACCACACCCCAACCCCGCCGAGCCCCCGCCGCCGCCCCCGCGCGCCGCCCGCGACCACCAGCGCAGGGUGAGUCCGCCACACACCCGCCCUACACACGCACCACACCCCAACCCCGCCGAGCCCCCGCCGCCGCCCCCGCGCGCCGCCCGCGACCACCAGCGCAGGCCCCCGCCGCCGCCCCCGCGCGCCGCCCGCGACCACCAGCGCAGGGUGAGUCCGCCACACACCCGCCCUACACACGCACCACACCCCAACCCCGCCGAGCCCCCGCCGCCGCCCCCGCGCGCCGCCCGCGACCACCAGCGCAGGGUGAGUCCGCCACACACCCGCCCUACACACGCACCACACCCCAACCCCGCCGAGCCCCCGCCGCCGCCCCCGCGCGCCGCCCGCGACCACCAGCGCAGGGUGAGUCCGCCACACACCCGCCCUACACACGCACCACACCCCAACCCCGCCGAGCCCCCGCCGCCGCCCCCGCGCGCCGCCCGCGACCACCAGCGCAGGGUGAGUCCGCCACACACCCGCCCUACACACGCACCACACCCCAACCCCGCCGAGCCCCCGCCGCCGCCCCCGCGCGCCGCCCGCGACCACCAGCGCAGGGUGAGUCCGCCACACACCCGCCCUACACACGCACCACACCCCAACCCCGCCGAGCCCCCGCCGCCGCCCCCGCGCGCCGCCCGCGACCACCAGCGCAGGGUGAGUCCGCCACACACCCGCCCUACACACGCACCACAUCCCAACCCCGCCGAGCCCCCGCCGCCGCCCCCGCGCGCCGCCCGCGACCACCAGCGCAGGGUGAGUCCGCCACACACCCGCCCUACACACGCACCACAUCCCAACCCCGCCGAGCCCCCGCCGCCGCCCCCGCGCGCCGCCCGCGACCACCAGCGCAGGGUGAGUCCGCCACACACCCGCCCUACACACGCACCACACCCCAACCCCGCCGAGCCCCCGCCGCCGCCCCCGCGCGCCGCCCGCGACCACCAGCGCAGGGUGAGUCCGCCACACACCCACCCUACACACGCACCACACCCCAACCCCGCCGAGCCCCCGCCGCCGCCCCCGCGCGCCGCCCGCGACCACCAGCGCAGGCCCCCGCCGCCGCCCCCGCGCGCCGCCCGCGACCACCAGCGCAGGGUGAGUCCGCCACACACCCACCCUACACACGCACCACACCCCAACCCCGCCGAGCCCCCGCCGCCGCCCCCGCGCGCCGCCCGCGACCACCAGCGCAGGGUGAGUCCGCCACACACCCGCCCUACACACGCACCACACCCCAACCCCGCCGAGCCCCCGCCGCCGCCCCCGCGCGCCGCCCGCGACCACCAGCGCAGGGUGAGUCCGCCACACACCCGCCCUACACACGCACCACACCCCAACCCCGCCGAGCCCCCGCCGCCGCCCCCGCGCGCCGCCCGCGACCACCAGCGCAGGGGUGCUCAAAAUGAACAAGGCACACAAGAAACCGGCAGUAAGGCCAAGAGACCGCGCCGUACAGCACGUUUCUACGCCGCUAACAAGGACCCGCACGCUACUGAUGUCAUUACGAGCAGGAAGCACAAGACGAGGCAUAGCCUCAACCCUCCCGUGGAGCACCACGUGGGCUGGAUCAUGGACGUACGCGAGCAUCGCCCGCGCACACACAGCACCGGUUCAUCGCUGGGCACCUCCCCAACGCUGGGCUCGUCGUGUGGUUCAGUGCCGCAGUCGCUACCCGCGUUCCAGCAUCCGAGCCACGGACUGCUCAGAGAGAAUCACUUCACGCAGCAGGCCUACCACAAGUACCACUCGCGGUGUCUUAAAGAACGAAAGAAGCUCGGCAUCGGCCAAUCGCAGGAGAUGAACACCCUGUUUAGAUUCUGGUCGUUCUUCCUAAGGGACCACUUCAAUCGCACCAUGUAUAAUGAGUUCAGAACGUUGGCGAACGAGGACGCAAGCGCAGGGUUCCGCUACGGACUCGAGUGCCUGUUCAGAUUCUACUCGUACGGUCUGGAGAGGAAGUUCCGCCCGGAGCUGUACCACGACUUCCAAUUGGAGACGAUAGCUGAUUACGAGAAAGGUCAGCUAUAUGGUUUGGAAAAGUUUUGGGCGUUCCUCAAGUACUACAAGCAUGCUUCGGAGCUGCAGGUGGAUCCCAAACUUGACGGGUUCCUCGCCAAGUUCAAGAGUAUUGAGGACUUCAGGGUUUUGGAGCCGCAACUGAACGAGCUGCUAGCGACCCAGGGCCCGCAGGCGGCCGGACGCGGCCCGCACGCGCGGCCCUACGACCGGCACCGCUCCGUGUCAGAGAGCGACCGCCCGCAGCCCGGCCCGCCGCACAGGAACCAGGAAGAGCGACCGCCCGCAGCCCGGCCCGCCGCACAGGAACCAGGAGUGGUGAGUUACCUCGACGCAGGGCCCGCAGGCGGCCCUACGACCGGCACCGCUCCGUGUCAGAGAGCGACCGCCCGCAGCCCGGCCCGCCGCACAGGAACCAGGAGUGGUGAGUUACCUCGACGCAGGGCCCGCAGGCGGCCCUACGACCGGCACCGCUCCGUGUCAGAGAGCGACCGCCCGCAGCCCGGCCCGCCGCACAGGAACCAGGAGUGCCGGCCGGCGGCCCUAUCGAGCGUUACGAGCGGUGUGAGCGCUUCUCACAAGGAGAAGGACAGCCGCGGACGUGCAGGCUCCUGCGGCUCGCAGAGCGUCAUCGCAGCUCGUCGACCAAAAAACCAGAAGCCGUACCCCCAUCUAAAUUAAAACCGGUCGCAGCGAACACGCAGUAAAUACGCAGUGACAACGCAGCACGCAGUAACUCAUCAGUGUAUAUAGACUCGACGCGAACUUGUGUUACUUAACGUAGUUUUAAAAUUAAAAGGAAUGCAUUUUUUUUAUAUAAAUAUUAAUAAACGUACAUAAACGAAAAAAAAUUAGUGCUGACGGACACUGCAAUGACGUUUCAGUGUUUUUUUUUUGUCCGGUGUGUUUUGUGACUGGUUGCGGCCGGCUCGAACCGGUUUGAACUGGUAUCGGCCGGUCGUUAUGGACAAUGGGAACGGAGUCUGGGAAUGCAGGCUGAUUAUUACAUGGAGCCUAGCUUGUACGCAACGACAAUAAGCAAUGCUAAGCAAGAAAUCACCGAGGCGCGUCUGACUAUUGGCUUCUUCUAGUGUGUAAACUUAAUAUUAACUAUUAUUGUAAUACUAUAUAUAUUUUUGACAUGUAUCAACCGAAAUUCAGUCAUCAGAGAUAGCCAAUUCGUUUUUAUAGGUUAUAAUUAAUAAUAUAUUGCAAAAAGAUAAAAAAGAGUAAUUAAUUACGUUUUUUUUUUGUUAGUUAUCGCUUGUAGGUAAGUUUUUUAAGUGGCAACACUUUUUUUUAAUUCACAAGUGGUGCUGCGGUUUUUCGGAUUUCAGUUUUCGGAUCUCUCCCGUAGGACCGGUUUUUAGCGUUUUUGUUUCUAGACAUCCGGGACUUGAUUUUUGUUCUCGUACGCACGUAUGUAAGUUAAAAAUUACUCGGAUUUUUAGGAAUGGUAGGUGUUCUUGUGUUUGCGUCAUCGAAAUGGAUAAUGUAAUUUGGGUUUGGCAGUUACGUCUCUUAUACUCUUUAAAAUUCGAAUAUUCGAUGUAACUAUAGGAAAUCGCCGGAAAAAACGGUGCCCGCAAACACACGUGACCGGACGCGUAUUGUAUUUAAGAACGUUAGAAUCGGAAUUGUGUACAGAUGUUAAUAUUGUUCAGGUAGACAAAUUGAUAUUAGCGAGACGUCAUAGGACUACGGAAAUGUAAAUCGUCAGAAAGACUGGCUAUAAAUUUUAAAGUGUUGAUGAAUAAAAUGAAUUGUGUUGUGCGAUGCGUUUGAUAACUGGAUGUAUUUGACAAUUAUUAUUAUUUAUAUUCAGACCCUAUAAGAUGGAUGUUAUUAUAUUAAAGUAAUAGAUUCAUGGAUUUCAUUGAUAUUAAUAGAAACCUGCCGUUAGAAAUUUUUUAUUACUUAACUUAUAAUAAGAAAUUUUUGUUUAGUAAUAUUUGGCAUCUAAAGUCUUAAUAAAUCUUUAAAAAAAACACGGCAAUAUAUAUUUAUGAGCGGGAUGUACCUGAUACAGGCGUUGCUAUGUUUAUUAGGUAAUCCCAACAUUGUUAUUGUAAUCCAAACAUUUUUUCAUUUCAUUUUCAGAUUAAAACAUAUCUCAACUUCUAUAGGAUACCAAAAUAAACUAGGAUUAUUACAGCAAAUCUAGGUACAUUCUACAGGCGUUACAUUUUAUAUCUCUAAUGGCAACUUCUGUGUAAUAAUAUAAAUAAGUUGUAAACUGUAAUGUUCUGUAUUUAAUAGUUACCAUACAUUCUGAUUGCUUUGUGAAACUGUUUAAGACAUAUAAUCUUUAAUUGACCAAUAACAAACAUAUGUUGAACAUCUAGGUAAUGAUUGAGACAGGAAA